Molecule: messenger RNA, 1254 nt
Organism: Sipha flava (yellow sugarcane aphid)
Lineage: Eukaryota; Metazoa; Arthropoda; Insecta; Hemiptera; Aphididae
Product: protein yellow-like
Exons: 3
Coding region: 23-1228 (401 amino acids)
Cellular component (GO): extracellular region
Source: RefSeq, a predicted model, not a curated record
UUUAUUUGUAAAUUUUCAUAAAAUGAGCAUAAUGUGUAAUUUAAUUUUAAUGCUAUCCUUUCUGUACGCAACUGCAUGGAGUUCCAAAAUGAAAGAAGUUUUAAAUUUAAAAGAAAUUCAUUUUUCAUUCUCUAAAAAAAUAUUUACAAAUAACAGUAAGCUUGAACCAGCUAAUGUUAUGCCCAUGGCUUUGGAAAGAUGGCAAGAUAAAUUAUUUUUGGUUACACCCAGAUUCAAGCUUGAUGUACCGGUGACAUUAUCUUACAUAAAUAUUACAAAUUUGGAAAGUAAAAAAAAUAAUACACCAAUUUUAAUUCCUUAUCCUGAUCAAAAAUCUCAUAAAAUAUCUGAGCAUAAUUUGACUUCAAUAAUAAAGGUAAGAGCUGAUGUUUGUGAUCGUUUAUGGGUAUUAGAUAAUGGAAGGAUAAAUAACAAACAAGAAAGUGCUCCUGUUUUACAUGUGUAUGACUUAAAAACUGACUUGCAUAUGAGAACAUUUAACUUCGGAAAUUUGGCCAAUUUAAAUUCAGAUUUCAGCAAUUUAGAAGUAGAUGUAACCUCUUCAACUUGUGACGAACCAUAUGCAUACAUACCUGACAGUGAUACUUAUCGGUUAUUGGUAUACAACUGGAAAUCUAAUGAAUCAUAUGCUUUAACGCAUAACUUUUUUCACUUUGAUCCUUUAUGUGGAGAUAUAAACUUGGGAGAAGUACAUUAUCAGUCUCAGAAAGGAUUAUAUGGGAUAGCACUUUCACCAAUGGCAAGGGAUGGAUUUAGAACUGCUUAUUUUCAUAGCACUGCCAGUACAAUGGGAUUCGCUGUCAAUACAAAAACAUUGCGCAAUGAGAAUUUUGAUAUAAAUGUAAAUGUAUAUGACUUUAAAGUAAUGGGGAGAAGAGGCACUAAUAAACAAGCAACAUCAUCAUCUUUUGAUAUAGAAACAGGUGUAUUAUUUUAUGGUUUCCUGUUGAAAAACGUUAUUGGCUGUUGGAAUUCAUAUGGUGGAGAUGAAUAUAAUGAAUUAACACAAGGUACAAUCAAUUUAGAUAAAAGCAGUGACAUGUAUCCAGCAGACGUAAGGGUUGAUCGUACAGGUAAUCUUUGGGUGUUAUCAAAUACAUUUCCUACAUACAAUAAAAAAGAAUAUGAUCAAAGUUUAAUCAAUGUGAAAAUAUACAUGACACCUGUUCGACAAGUCAUUAAAGGAACAGUUUGUGAUGACAUUUAAUAAGCCAUAAAUCAAAUACCUGUUUG